AUGGCACUUACGUCUAUCCGACUCCGUUACAGACCGCCAUUUCAAGCGUCCGAACCGAUCAAAAUAUAUAUGAAAACAUUGAAGGGGAUCGACGCUCUGGGCUUGGCUCAGAACAAAUUUAUCUGUCUCAAAGCGUUGCAGUUCAUUCGACGUCUUUGUCGUUUCAAUCCAUCCGAACGUUUGGGUGUGGGUAAACACGGGAUCCAAGAGAUACGCAGCCACAAAUACUUUCAGGGCUUUGAUUGGGCAGCAAUUGCCAAGCAAACUUUACCAACUCCGUUUAAAGUGAAAUGUCGUCUGAUUUGCCGAGAGCCGCUCAGGGAAAAUCUUGCCCUGAGGCCAAGUGGUGUGCGAUCGUUCACUGGUCAUACGGGGCAAGUAGGAUUGUCUGGUCGUCGACCAACUGAGUGGUCAAGUCAAGCAAUGCAACAUAUACGCUACUCACUGUCCUCGCCACAGACCAUUUGGUAUGAUCUGUAA
Molecule: messenger RNA, 480 nt
Organism: Echinostoma caproni
Lineage: Eukaryota; Metazoa; Platyhelminthes; Trematoda; Plagiorchiida; Echinostomatidae
Source: the annotation of a GenBank genome assembly